AUGGCACCAUCAUCAGAAGAUUUAGAGUGUGAGAUUGAGAUGGUACCUGAUCUGCUCUACAAUAUGAUGGCGUGGAUUCUAUCAACAAAGUCCGAAUAUUCUGUUGAAAGAGCUUCAGACAUCUCACCGGAGGUCCAUCGCCUCGCCCUCUCUCUUUCUCAGGAUUUGAUACAUUCUGCCACUCGUGGACGAAUAAAAACACCAAAACAUGUCGUUCUUCCGAUGACUGUAAAGAGCCUUACGGGGAAUGUUGAACUGAUAACCAUUCUAAACAGAUUUGGACAUGGUUUAUCAUACUCCCAAAUAGAGGAAGUGGAGACAGCUCUGGCAGAGAUGCAGAUUGCAAAGCGACAGAAUGGGGUCUUUGUACCAAGUGUCUGCUACCCUAAUGCACCAGGCGUUUUCUGCUGGGAUAACAAGGACCUACAAGAGGAAACCUUGUCAGGUAAAUUGUUGUCCAAAUUGAAAGUAAACUGCUCAUACACUUUGUUUCAGCGUAUGAGAAAAACGUUUCCAAUCUGUAACUAGAAAAACUAUGAAAAGUAGUCUUAAGAGUAGACUUAAAUAGUUUCCGUUCUCGACCAAUUGGUUAGGUAGGUUAAAAUAUCAACCAACAGCCAGGAUUUGUAGUAUUGAUUUAAGUCCUUUUUAGUAUUGAUUAAGGCACGUUUUUACAUCAAUAUUUCUCCUGUUAUUUGCUCUGCAGGUAAGGGAACGACUCAUUGCACUAAUGGCAUUGUUAUUCAACGCAAACCUCUUAAAACUUCCAAUAACCAGAAUCGCUCCAAAAAACUUUCUUUUUCCUGCAACUCUACUGACGUACUUCCAUAUCAUUCGGGACCUCGACAGGGACCUGAUACGCUCGAAAUUGAUCUCACCGCUAUUAAACAAGCCUCCCCGGAAAUUACAGCUUAUGCACGGGUCAUCGACUUUGGCCGGAUACUCUGCAGAAUGCCGAUCAAAGACACGCUAUUUUCAUUGGAAGACAAUCAAAGGCACGUUAUACCAGCGUGGUCGGGCUUCAACAUCAAACUACGCGAGGACAGUGUCCCACGUGGUUCAGUUGGCUAUUGCCAAGUUAUUGAAGCUAGUCCCACAGAACUUCCCACAGUGUAUACAGUGUUGCAAAGAUCUUUACAGAUGGCUGACCAGCUAGGGCAACAUGAUGUAAUUGUUGUUUUCGAUCAAGCGAUCUACGCAAAAGCACUUGAAUUACUAUGGCAGAACAAGGACCAGUUUCAGCGGUUGGUUGUCCGGAUUGGCUCCUUUCACACCAUCUGUGCCUUCCUUGCUGCUAUUGGCAAGCGAUUCGGAGAUGCCGGCCUUGCAGAUGUUUUGGUUGAAAGUGGCAUCGUGGGCUCAGGAUCUUGGCUGGGGUUAUUGAAGGUCGUCACUACAACCGAGCUGUACGUACACAUAAGAUACACAUAGCUUGAUUAGGUCUUUAUAGAGCUGAGUGGAUAAUAUCUUGAUGAUUCCUACAGGAUCAUAUCUUCACUUUCAACUUUUUUAAUCGAUGCUACGUAAAUAAAAUAAACAAAUUUUUUGAACCUUUUGUUAUUUUAGAUUGUGUUUGAAGCAAUGCACCGACUAAAGUGGAUGGGUUUCAAGUCAUGGCUGCAACGUAGUUGUCACCGUGGCAACCGCAUGAUCCUUGUCAGUGCCAUAGAGGACAUCCGCAAAGAGUUUAGCACAGAGAAAUUUAACAGGCUGCUGUCCAUGCCGGAUUUCCUAGAAAUUUUCAAUCUUUACAAGUAAUACUGUAAAGAAGACAAUGGUCCGCUAAAGGUGUUUUGGAAUAGCUACCUGGAGAUGGUGGAAGUGCUGAUAAAUUUCGAAAGAGCAACCAGGGAAGGGAAGUGGGCCAUGCAUCUUGAAGGCAUCAAGGAGAUGCUAUCAUGGUUCUUCGCCUACGACCAUACUAAUUAUGCUCGUUACCUUCCAGUGUACUUAGCCCACAUGAUGUUGCUACCAGAAACUCACCCAGAGGCACAUACCCUCCUGUUAAAUGGUGAUUUUGGAGUCCAACGAACAACAUUACAUGGAUUUUCACAGAUACCGGUAGAUCAAACAAUUGAGCAGACCCUGAACAGAAGCACUAAGACAAAGGGAGGAAUUGUUGGGUUCAGCCUGAGGAAAGGUGCUGUACAGCGAUGGAUGAUUACUGCUCACUCCCGUGCUGCUUUCGUAGACAAGUGUCGGAAGAUGACAACAAAUGUUCAAGAAAGCCAACGCAGACUGCACAAAGAGGCAAGCUCAGCUCGCAUGAAAAGAGAUGAGGACGACGUAAAGAAAGUUUUCGAAGUAAUCAGUAACUGGCGCAACCCGUUUGAACCAUCUGAGGAACUUCUUAGUCUUAGCUCUGGGUAUGUUGCCAGUGAAAGUGUGAAGGUCGACCUGCUCCUGGCAAAAGAGAAGGGCACAACAGCUUUGAUGGCCUUCGUAGAAGAAAGACUCGUGACAAAUUCAACAGGAUUCUUUCAAACACUCCCCAAACUAGAGCUAGGAAGUUUCCGUGAUGCACAGAAGAAGACCUCUGUAACAGCAGGAGACAGGAACUUCAUAAUCAGAGCCGACAGGAACUUAUUUGCCCGCCUUCUAGUCAUUGGACAGAGUCGCCAGAUGGACCUCAAAGAUUUGCUGAGUCACCAGCUUGGUCCCCUUCCACGGUCGUUGGCUUCAUCCGAUGGUUCAUUAGCCAAGAGAAACAAAGCAAUUCUUUCCAAGCUACUCAAAAAUGGAGUAGAAUGCCUGCCGACUUUACCUGAUCUGACAACAGCUGUCAUCAUAGACGCCAUGGCGAUGAUGCAGACGCUAGUGAGGAUACCUGAUAGAUUUUUUGAGCUGGCAGACAUGGUGAUGACCAGAAUUCUGAUAGAGGUUGGAGAGGCAGCAAGAAUCGACUUUGUAGGAGAUCAAUAUCAAGCUAACUCAAUUAAAAACACCGAGAGGAACAAGCGAGGCAGAGAUGGUGAGAUAGUCAUCAACAUUACCGAUGGUCAGCAUUUCUGCCCUCGUCAGUGGAGAAAGUUCAUGGCAAAGGGAAGCAACGAAACUGGUCUCUUAAACUUCUUUGCACGUGAGUGGUUACAAAAUGCGGUUUACGCCGAGAAAAUCAAAGAACGCACUCUCUUUAUCACUCAUUGAGACAAUUGCACCAAACUCUCCGCCUCUGAUGGUACAAUUACUGCAUGCACAGUCUUGGAACUUUGCAGCAAUCAAGAGGAAGCUGUGUUACGCCCCAAAAUGUAAUAAUCGCCGCAAAAUGUAAUAAGAAUCGCCGCAAAAUGUAAUACUAACGCAAAAUGUAAUAACAUUGACGCAAAAUGUAAUAAAAUUUUCAACGCAGAAUGUAAUAAUCUUUCAACGCAAAUUGUAAUAACUUUUCUAACGCAUAAUGUAAUAACGCAAAAUGUAAUAAUUUCGGAAUAACGAGGUGCAUGCCAUUUUAAAAUCGGUAUUGUUGCUCAGUCAUUGGUAGUAGCGAAUUCAGAUCUUCAAUUAAAUUAUAAGCUAUUAUUAUUAUUGAUAUUAAUAUUAAUAUUAUUAAUAAUAUUAAUAUUACUAUUAAUAUUAUUAUUAUUAUUAUUAUUAUUAUUAUUAUUGCUAAUAUUACAAUGAAACAGUUGAAAUGAGGAGAUGUAAUCAUCUUUAGGGAACCGAAUGGGACGUUUGUUUUCGCUGAUUUGAACGUAAUACAGGUCCCAAUACAGUGCCCACCUAGCCGUCCUAAGCCAAAAUUUCGCCCUAAGUGAGAAAUAAGUGUUAAUUUUGGCUUAGGGGAGGGUUAUGUAGACAGUUUCCCAUAAUUAUCCAAAAAUUCUAACCAAAACCAAAUUACCCAUACACCCUCCCCUCUCAGGUGGUCAAAAAUGGUCGGCCCUAAAAAGACGAAAUUGCGCACUUUUUAUGGAUCUCCCAGUUCAAGAUUUGGUGCCGUCAACUCUAAGCCAAUGGCGAUUGCGUCGCUGAGCAAAUUCAAGGUUUCGUUUAGCGUCGAAUGCGUUUCCUGAUAUUGAGUCGGUCGGUCGGAUUGAGACAAAAAGCCUAAAAAACAAAAUCACAAGAAGUCUCGGAAUAGGAGGCCCUGGUACCCCAGUACGACGUUAAAAGUUAACAUUCACCUAUUUGGAUUAACAAAAUACACAAUAUACUGUAAAAAAUGUUUAUGUCUUUGUUCCUGUUUUUCUCUAUGCUAUUACUAUGCUCAUUUUUCAGAUUAAAAGAAUUAUUUCAAGUGAAAAAUGGUUUAACUACGUCGUUACUUUUUUUUUGAAAAUGCCAAAAAUUUGGGUCGGUCGGACGACGCUAAACGGAGAAAAAAAGAGGAUGGCCUGUCUUCUAAUCACAACUGCCUUGCCAGGCAAAUUCAAUGUUUUUGUGCAUCAUCUUAACUCUACUGCAAUCAAAAAUGCGUUACUGGGCUAACUAAAAAAAUUUUGCGCUAUCUGUUCUAGGCAAACGACAACUGCCUUACAAGGCAAACUGAUUUGACUUUGCAAAGCUUGGAAACUUCAACAUAAAAGAAACUUGGACCAAAAAAACUGCAUUAAGAACAAUUCAGCCUCUAUUAAGUGAGAACUUAGGAAAAGUAAGCUACAGCCAAAGUUGUCUGGUUCUCAUGAAAAAAAGUGUGACAUAUUUUAUAUUUUAAAUGCAUUUGAAUUAUGCUUUGAAAGUUGAUUCUAUUACUUGUUUUCGACAAGAGCUAUUUUAUUUGACUGCAAUUAAAUUCAACACGUGAAAUUAAACCAAGUCUCUCAGUUGCUACAGUUGUGGUACAGUAAAGCAAGCUCUUGCAGCCAUUUUUGUCUAGUCACGCAACGCUCCUCCUCCUUUGUUGGGGAAGAGUGUUGCGUGAAGAGACAAAACACGGCUGCGAGAGAGACUAGCUGAGCACGGAAGUAACACGACGUUUCAACCGUUAUUUCAUUAAUAAUAAUAAUAAUAAUAAGAAGAAGAAGAAGAAGAAGAAGAAAAUAAAUAUUAUUACUAUUAUUAUUAUCAAUAUUGAUAAUAAUAAUAAUAAUAGUAUUAAUAAUAAUUCACAUGAAGAUCUGGAUCAGCUACUGAUUACUGCGCCACAAUACCGAUUUUGAAAUAGCAUGCACGUCGUUAUUUCGGAAAUUAUUACAUUUUGCGUUAUUACAUUAUGCGUUAUAAAAUUUAUUACAAUUUGCGUUGAAGGAUUGUUACAUUUUGCGUUUAAAAUUUUAUUACAUUUUGCGUCAAUGUUAUUACAUUUUGCGGCGAUUCCUAUUAUAUUUUGCGUUAAUAUUACAUUUUGCGGCGUAACAAGCUGAUACCAGGAUGCUCCUCCACGCAAAUCGUGCUUCUCAAAAUGGACAUCAGCACAUUGCUAUAAGGUCAGCUGUCAUUGCUGCUGACAUAACACUGAUCAGCGGCACUAAAAGCAGAUCUUGCAAUGUGAGUAUCCGACAAGUAUGUGAAAAGCUUGGCCGAGAGAUAUGUGAAGUACUUCCAAGCCUACAUGCCAUAACCGGUUGUGAUAGUGUCAGUGCCUUUGCUACCAAAGGAAAGAAGAAAGCACUUGAUAUUGUACAUUUGAAUCCAGCUCUGAGGCAAAUUGUCAGUAGUCUUGGUGAGAGGCUCCCUCCUAAUAAUGAAGAAGAUUUAAAGAAGAUGGAACGAUUUGUUUGUGCCUUGUACAAUGACCCUAGAUGCAAUGAUGUAAACGAACUCAGGUACAAGUUGUUUUGCAAGAGCAAAAACCUGCAGUCACACCAGCUUCCACCAACAAAAGGAGCUCUGACAUACCACCUCAAGCGUGCUAACUAUCAGGCCUUCCUCUGGAAGCAUGCCCUAGAGAAACAAACGGACCAGGCGCCCGAUGGCCAUGGAUGGCAGAUGAAAGAAGGCCAACUGGAAAUCUACUGGACUAACCAGGCACCAGCCCCCGAUGCUGUGAUGGAGCUUGUAUGCUGCGGCUGCAAAGGAUUGUGUCAAACACAACGCUGCUCUUGUGUUGGCAAUGGUCUUCCCUGCACUGAGGCAUGUACAUGCCAAGAUAACUGUGUCAAUUGUGUUAGCAAGGAAGAUAGUGAAGAAGAUGAUGAUAGUGAUGACGAUACUGAUGUUGAUGAUAAUGAUGACGAUACCGAAGAUAAAAAUGACAGUUAA
Messenger RNA from Porites lobata, 6141 nucleotides. Lineage: Eukaryota; Metazoa; Cnidaria; Anthozoa; Scleractinia; Poritidae. The record is from the annotation of a GenBank genome assembly.